AUGCCGGCGAGUGUGGCAUGGAGCGUGGAGAGUGAGCAGCCAUUGAAGAAGCGCAAGCUGGAGACACGUCGCUUAUCCGAUUCCAGUGCCUUGAUCCUCAGUCCCACCGUGCAGAAGCGUCGCCGGCAGGCAGCCAAUGCACGCGAACGCAAGCGCAUGAACGGCUUAAACGAGGCCUUCGAUCGACUGCGUGAGGUGGUGCCAGCGCCGUCGAUCGAUCAAAAGCUAUCCAAGUUCGAGACCCUACAAAUGGCCCAAUCAUACAUCUUGGCCUUAUGCGAUCUGUUGGACAACAAUGGCGAGGAUGUGGAUGCCGCUGACUAUACGAUCUUCGGCGGCAGUGAAAGCAGCUUCGAGCUGACAUCUCCCAAUUGA
This is a messenger RNA of Drosophila hydei, 375 nucleotides long. Its product is annotated as protein atonal homolog 7-like. Gene Ontology annotation, molecular function: protein dimerization activity. The transcript has a single exon. NCBI's taxonomy places the organism in Eukaryota, Metazoa, Arthropoda, Insecta, Diptera, Drosophilidae. Bases 1 to 375 code for a protein of 124 amino acids. The record is from RefSeq and is a predicted model, not a curated record.